Molecule: messenger RNA, 1611 nt
Organism: Oppiella nova
Lineage: Eukaryota; Metazoa; Arthropoda; Arachnida; Sarcoptiformes; Oppiidae
Source: the annotation of a GenBank genome assembly
AGUGAAGACACGAAGUAAUGAACGACACGUGAGAUCACGUGACACACGACACACAUGGCGUCCAUCAGCGACAUCGAAGACCUCGGAAGGAGUGACACAUUCCGCGCCAAUCGGUCCCAAGUGGUCGCGAGGGUCAAGAAGAAGUCGCUGUCGUUGUCCACGAAGUCUGAAGAUAGUGACGAAGACUUGGAGGCCAUACGAGUCGACAGUUUUAUUCCCAAUAAAUACCGCAUUUAUCUGAAGACGUGGGGCUGCGCUCACAACACGUCUGACGAGGAAUAUAUGGCCGGACUUCUGGCCGCUUAUGGCUUCCAAUUGGUCUCAGAGCCAAAGACAGCACAUCUCCUGCUCUUGAAUUCCUGUACUGUGAAGAACCCCAGCGAAGACCACUUCCGCAACGAAGUCCAGAAGAGUUUGAAUGCCGGACAACACGUUGUGGUCUCGGGAUGUGUCCCACAAUCAGCUCCAAAACUCGAUUACAUAAACCGGUUGAGUGUUAUCGGUGUCCAACAGAUCGACCGAUGCGUGGAAGUGGUCGAAGAGACUCUUAAGGGGAAUAUCGUUAGGCUUUUGGGCGUCAAAAAAGAGGGCAAACGAAAGACCGGCGGUUCGUCUCUUGAUAUGCCGAAAGUGAGGAGAAAUCCGUUGAUUGAAAUCAUAGCCAUUAAUACGGGAUGUCUUAAUGAGUGCACGUAUUGCAAGACACGACACGCCAGAGGAGUAUUAGGCAGUUAUGGCAUCGAAGAUAUCGUUCAAAGGGCACAGAAGUCUUUCAGAGAUGGAGUCAAAGAGAUAUGGCUGACGAGUGAAGAUACCAGCGCUUAUGGCCGAGACAUCGGCACUAAUUUGCCUCAACUCUUAUACGCGUUAAUAGACGUCAUUCCCGAUGACUGUCGGCUCAGAUUAGGUAUGACAAAUCCGCCCUAUAUUUUAGAGCACUUGGAGGCCAUGGCAGCUAUUUUAUCGAAUCCCAAAAUCUAUUCAUUUCUUAACAUUCCCGUUCAAUCGGGAAGUGAUUGCGUUUUGGUGGACAUGAAGAGAGAGUAUUGUGUCGAAGAUUUUAAUAAAAAUUGUAAACUUUCUAAAAGCAAAGUUAAAACAGACGCAGACUUUGAGGAGACCGUGAAUUUAGUGAAGAAAUAUAAAUUUCCGUCGCUUUUCAUAAACCAAUUCUAUCCGAGACCGGUAACACCGGCCGCCAAAAUGAAACGUCUGCCCAAUUCUGAGGUCAAACAGAGAACAAAAACUUUGAGCGAAUUAUUUGCUUCUUAUAGACCCUAUGAGAAGAGAAUCGGAAACAAAGAGACAGUUUUGGUAACCGAAGAGUCACACGAUAAGUGCCAUUACGUCGGACACAACCGAUUCUACGAACAAAUACUGGUCCCCAAAGACCCGCGAUAUUUGGGUCAAAUGGUUGAUGUGGUGAUCACGGGCUCGGGUAAGCACUUCAUGAUGGGUUCGCCCGUUCGCCACAAUCCGCUCUUUGCGAGGAAACUAUUCUCCAAAUUGAAGUCAAAGUGCUUUUGCUUGUCUUCCGUUUGGUUUUAUUCGUGUUUUCUUAUAUUGUUUUCGUCUCUAAUGAUUAAAUUUUUGCCACAUUUUUCCGUUUAA